Dendrobium catenatum is the source of this 2041-nucleotide messenger RNA. RefSeq lists its product as uncharacterized. The record is from RefSeq and is a predicted model, not a curated record. The transcript is spliced from 7 exons. Gene Ontology annotation, molecular function: kinase activity; ATP binding. Bases 98 to 1645 code for a protein of 515 amino acids. Lineage: Eukaryota; Viridiplantae; Streptophyta; Magnoliopsida; Asparagales; Orchidaceae.
GGUAAGAACAGUCAUACUGAGCUCUCUUCGGUUAACAAACCGCGAAAGAAAUCUCGAAUAAAUUGCUUUCAUCGCGAUAGGAUUUCGUCGGUUCGCCAUGGCCGCCCCUUCCGCAUCCAGCGCAGCUGAUGCCGCCAUCGCUGCAACGGCAGUGCAGCAAGGGCAGCGGCAGCUCACCGGCGAUGCUUGGCAGAUUCCAAGGCUCAGAAUGGCUGAAUCCGGCCGUGUGGAGUACUUAGAGCGCUUCUGUCAAUACGUUGCCAGGCAAAUUGGUUUUGAAGACAUUAGUCUGUCUCCUCAGCUAGGUAAAUUAGCCUAUGCUUAUGUGAGAAAGACGGCGGGAUAUGAGGAACAAAUAUUUUCCUUCUUCUCCAACGAGCCAGAUCCUGCGGCUUUAUGUGUGCAGCUCAUGGACGAACUAGACAGAUGCAUUCUUGGGUAUUUUGCUUUUCAUUGGAGACAUGCAACAUUUCUGAUUAGUCAGAUUCUUGAUGCUGACACCAAGCCUGUUGGAAAACUAAAGAACAUGAUUUUGGAGGCUACUAGAAAGCAGAGAUUUGAAAAUGUAACAAGGAACUUGAAGAUGACAAGGUUGUUCUCCACGUUGGUGGAUGAGAUGAAAGCCAUCAGAAUUGGACCUCAAGAGAAUGUUGACCACAUGGAAGUGAUGAUUCCAGCGGCCCACUGUGAUAGGAGCCCUGUUCUCCUUUUGAUGGGUGGAGGGAUGGGUGCGGGAAAAAGCACUGUACUUCAACACAAAUUACUUAACGAAGCAUUUUGGUCAAAAGCGGCAGCAAAUGCAGUAAUAGUAGAAGCGGAUGCAUUCAAAGAGACUGAUGUAAUCUAUCGUGCCAUCAGCUCUCGUGGUCAUCAUCAUGACAUUGUUCAGACAGCUGAGUUGGUGCAUCAAUCUUCUAUGAAUGCAGCAUCGUCCUUGCUGGUAACAGCACUAAAUGAAGGAAGAGAUGUCAUAAUGGAUGGGACUCUCUCAUGGGAGCCAUUUGUGGAACAAACAAUUGCCAUGGUGAGGGAUGUCCAUCUCCGGCGCUACAGGAUGGGGCCCGGCUAUCACGUAGCAGAGGACGGCACGGCCAUUGAAAACUACUGGGAGCCAGUAGAAGAUGAUGAUGACAAUGUUGUGGAAGAGGAUGGAUUCCGGAGGCCUUACAGGAUAGAGCUUGUUGGAGUUAUCUGUGAUGCAUACCUUGCAGUUGUCAGAGGCAUAAGGAGAGCUAUCCUGAUGGGCAGAGCAGUGCGAGUGAAGCCUCAGCUCAGAUCCCACAAGAGGUUCGCCGCUGCUUUCCCUAAAUAUUGCAAGCUCGUGGACAACGCCAGGCUUUACUGCACAAACACCAUAGCCUCACCCAAGCUAAUUGGUUGGAAGGACGGUGACAGCACAUUACUGGUGGAUCCAAUUGAAAUAAUGUGGUUGGAUAAGGUGAGCGAACUGAACGAAGAUGCUGAUAAUGUUAAAGAGAUCUACCAAUGCCCUCCUGCUUCUCCUGCUACUGUGUUAAGUACUCCUGUAGCUAAUCCAAAGCCUAUUUCCUUAUGGGAAGAUGCUGUGCUGUGUUCCUCAAGGCUCACCACCCAGCAACAUCUCAUGGCUUUGCUCCAAUCAAUGGAAACCACCCAGGUCUUUUGAUCAGGUCUCACUCUCUCUCUCUCUCUCUCUCUCUCUCUCUAGGGUUUGUUUGAAGAACAAGUGAAUCUCUUAAAAUGCUUCUACAGAAGGAUCUCAAGUCUAGAAUAACUCAUCAGGCUUGAGAAAUGUUCCUUAAGAAACUGAUGCCCUUAAUCGGUUUGAAGAAAGUUAAGUUAAAGGGGAUGCUUUUUCUACUUUUAAGGAAUUAUGAUGUCUCAUUUUGGAAUUGGAGGAAACUCUAAGCUAUAACCUUCAAUGAAUUUCGUGUGUUGUUAAUGUCUUAAGGCAUGAUUACCAUUUGAUGAUGUCUACUUAAUAUUGUAGACUGACAUAUCAAUGUGUGACUUUGGAGUCAAAAUUUUAAAUUAUUUAAAUCUCAAGAUAGUUUCCUGACUA